CUAACUCAUCAUGGAAGAUGUCCGAGAAUCUUUUUCUUCUCCUCCAUGCGGACAUAGUAGCUGUUUCAUUGCUCUCGCCGGAAAAACCCCAGAAACCAAGGUUUUUCCGGCUAGGGACAGAAAGGCAGUUGUUCGGCUUCCUGUUUCUGUCUCUGUUCGAGACCUAGCAUCUGCAGAUAUUAUGGAGAAGGAGCGAGAAGACGAAUUCUCUCCUAGAGAAGUCCUCGAAGACUGCGUGAGGAGCUUAGAAUCAGAAACAGGUUCUUCCAAGGCCAGCACCUCUGGCUCUGAAGCUCAACCCAGGGCCACUUCUCAUUGGCAUGGAUUAUUCCGUUUAUUAAAAGGUAGAUCCUUGAGGCGUUUUUACACCUUUCCUCCUGUUAAUGUUUUUUCUAGAAGAAAGGGAAGAAAUAUCGGAGAAAAACAGUGCCCAACAAUCAAUCCACCUGAAGAAACUGAUUUGGACCAUCUAAAACCGUCCUGGAAGAACUUCACGCUUUCAGAACUACAAAUUGCGACUAAAAAUUUCAGUUCUGAAAAUUUGAUUGGUAAAGGUGGUUAUGCCGAAGUUUAUAAGGGGUGUUUGCAAGAUGGGCAGCUUGUUGCAAUUAAGCAACUGACCCGGGGAACUUCAGAAGAGAAAACGGCGGCCUUCUUAUCGGAGCUUGGAAUCAUAGUCCAUGUAAACCAUCCUAAUACUGCUAAAUUGAUAGGAUACGGAGUGGAAGGAGGAAUGCACAUUGUUCUUGAAUUGUCUCCACAUGGGAGCUUAGCAUCUCUACUUCAUGGUCCAAAGGAGACACUAGUAUGGAGCAUCAGGUAUAAGAUUGCUUUAGGGACAGCUGAUGGUCUCCAGUAUCUUCAUGAGAGUUGUCAAAAGAGAAUCAUUCACAGAGAUAUCAAGGCUGCUAAUAUUUUGCUUACAGAAGAGUAUGAGCCUCAGAUUUGUGAUUUUGGGCUUGCAAAGUGGUUACCUGAACAAUGGACUCACCAUACUGUAUCAAAAUUUGAAGGCACAUUUGGCUAUCUUGCCCCUGAGUACUUCAUGCAUGGUAUAGUAGAUGAGAAGACAGAUGUCUUUUCUUUCGGGGUACUACUUUUAGAGCUCAUAACUGGGCGACGAGCUUUGGAUAACUCGCAGCAAAGUCUAGUCAUGUGGGCCAAGCCUUUGCUGGAUAAGAAUGAUAUGAGGGAGCUUGCUGAUCCUUCUCUUGAUAAUGACUAUGACCCACAGCAGAUGAGUCGUGCAAUUUCAACAGCUUCUUUGUGCACCCACCAUUCUUCACUUUUACGGCCUCGAAUGAGUCAGGUAGUACAACUUCUAAGAGGUGAAGGCAUUCUGGAGAGCCCAAAACAAUGUCAAAGACCAUCUCUUCAAAGAACCUACUCAGAUGAGCUGCAAUAUGCAGAAGAAUACAACUUAACAAGGUAUCUGAAUGAUCUUACUCGGCAUAAGCAGAUUGCUAUGGAGUUUUGAAAGCACAUGCAAUCCAUGUAUCCUCUUGAAACUUUUCUGGAGGUACAAUAUGAAAAGGUUCUCAUGGGAUUCCGGAAUUAGUAUUCAUUCAUGAAACUAUGUGGUCCUUUUGGUGCAAAAUUGGAAGAGGGGUAUGCCCAUUUGAAGACAUGAACAGUUUGAGUGGAAUCCUUAAAACUCAAAUUCCUAGAACCAAAUGCAGCUUAAGAGAAUUUAGAAGGUAGGGUAGUCAAUAAACUCAAAUUCUUCUACCCAUUUUACAUUUUGCUUGCAUUGUGUUGCCAAUGUAACUAAUCUUUCCAACAAUGUUGCUGGUGAAAGAGGGGUAGCUGAUCUUCCCAUGUAUUCUAUUUAGAAGAGAUGAUUAGUACAGCAAUAGACAGAUAAAAAGCAAAGUUAGAUUGUAUCUGUCUUUUGACUUUAAAUCUUACUUGUAUGCUUUUGGAUGUGAUGGAUGACA
Telopea speciosissima is the source of this 1937-nucleotide messenger RNA. Its product is annotated as receptor-like cytosolic serine/threonine-protein kinase RBK2. Gene Ontology annotation, molecular function: ATP binding; protein kinase activity. The coding region runs from base 11 to 1477 and encodes 488 amino acids. NCBI's taxonomy places the organism in Eukaryota, Viridiplantae, Streptophyta, Magnoliopsida, Proteales, Proteaceae. Gene Ontology annotation, biological process: protein phosphorylation. The transcript is spliced from 9 exons. The record is from RefSeq and is a predicted model, not a curated record.